ACACAUCAGACACCAUGAGCCGGGAGGUUCUGGCUGAGCUGCACUGGGCCGAUGGCUUCGCCAUCCCUGUGGCCAACUCCGAGAAUAAAGCGCUGGAAGACGAGAUGCAAAAGAAACAGAAGGAGAAGCUGCAGUUGUCAAACCAGUUGCAGGAAAUGGAUGACCGAAUACAAGCAAUGGCUGACCACCUAAGGAAUGUCAGGCAAGAACUGAACUAUACUCAGUCUCUUUGUAGGGCCAGAGAGAAAGAAAUUGAAAGUGAAGAACACUUUAAAACUCUCGCUGAAAGGGAAACGGGGCGUCUAAAGCAGGAAAUUCAACGUCUUCAAAACGAGCUGGUGUCCUUGAGGGAGAAGAAAAAUAAUCAAGAAAAUAACAUAUUCAAGGCCACUCAGAAACUGGAGAAACUGAAAUGUCAGCUCAAUUGGGACCAGCAGGCUCUGGAAGCCUGGUUGGAGGAAACCACUCGUAAAGACGAAGAUUUCGUCGCCAUUCAGAAAUACGCUCAGAAAGAUGAGGGGAAAAUUAGGGAGUUGUCACUGCAGAUUGAAAGGAUGACCGUGGAAGCUAACCAAAAACGGAAACUCUUAGACAAUGAAAUGACAGAGACCAUCACUGCACAGAUUGAGCUGGACAAGACAGCUGAAGAUUUCCGCAAAGCACAUUCAGAAAGACAACAGCUGAUCCAGCAGUGGGAAAACACCAUUGAUCAGAUGCAGAAAAGGGACAGUGAAAUUGACCAAUAUGCACUGCUGUUAGCUCAGGUCAAGCAAGAGUUACGAGACAGAGAAAGUAUAAUCAAGGAGAAAAUCCAGUUCCUGAACAGUGAAAUUGACAAUAACAAGGAAUACGAGAAGAAGAUUGACACUGUAGAAAGAAAAGCAGCCAAACUGAGACAGGACUAUCAAGAGCAAGAGGCUGUGCGGAACAAUCUACAAGAUGAGCUGGAUACUCUGAAAGGGACUGUUGAUAGAACAGCUACCGAAUUAGAAGUAAUGAGGAUUCAAGUCAACAAUCUAAAGAAAGAUAUCAGGAAUAAAGAAGAAAGGUUGAAUCUGUCAAAAGAACAUAAUAAGGGCCUGACUGAAAAGCUGAAGGUUGUCAAUGAAUCUGCAUUGAGUGUAGAGGAGAAAGCACAGCGUAUGGAGGAGAUGCUGAAAGAACAAGAGAAAACAGUGAAGAAUCUGGAAGCCCAGCUAAAACAAAUAAGAGAGCAGCAUUUCAAGAAAUCGCAGGAGCUGCAUGAAUACAAGACAAAAGAAAAGCACAUGAUAUCAGAAAUUAGUGGAAGUCAGGUCUUGCUGAGAAACCUUAAUAGUCAACUGCAAAAACUUGACCUACAUGCUUUAAAGCAACAGGGGAUCAUUUACAAUCAGGAUUUCCAGAUACAGCAGCUAGAGCGCAGGCUAUCACGCUUAAAAGGUGAAGUCAACACAGAUGAGAAACAUGCCUUGGAGACAAAAGUAUCUGAACUUACAAAAACAUUAGAUGAACGUAAAGCUUCUCUUAAUAUCUUAAACACCCAGCACAAAAAGCUUCAGGGUGAUGUACGGUACAUUAAAAGGGAGCUUGAAAAAACAGGCCAAGAGAAAGGAGGUCUGAUUAGUAAAAUGGAGGAACUUAAGCUGUUCAACACCAUGUCUGAUAAAACAUUGAAGAAGCUCCGAACAUCAAAACAGGAUUUAAUGGUUGAAGACAAUAUUCUGAAACUGGAAAUCAAGCGGUUAAAGGACAUGUUGUACAGUAAAGCAGAUGAUGUUUUCUCGCUGGCGAAACGCAAGUUACAAUUACAGACUGCAAUGAAGGAGCGGACACAAGAAAUCGCUGUGCACAAAGAAAUGCUGAAAUCUCAGAUCAGACUUGUAGACCAGGAGCGGCAAAAUAUAAGCUUCGAGCUCCAGGACAGACUUGCAAAAGUUGAUAAGAUGAAAAAAAGGUUUGAAAUAAUUACUGUUGCAAUGAUGCCCCCAGAGGGAGAAGAGGAGAAGUCGCAGGCUUAUUACAUAAUUAAGGCUGCACAAGAAAAGGAGGAACUUCAGCGUGUUGGUGAUGAGCUGGAUGCCAAAAUCCGCAAGGCUGAAAAGGAAAUCCAUGCCCUAGAAAACACGCUGCAGGUCAUUAAUGGCUGUAACAACUCCUACAGGAAAUCGUUUAAUAAAGUUACUGAAUCAAGUGAGGAGUAUGAAGAAAAAAUUCAGCUAGAAGAACAGAAGAAAGCUACUGAGGAAAAAUAUAGAUACAAGCGGAGGCAAAUCAAAGAGCUGCAGGAGGACAUGCAGAUUAUGAAAAACACUUUUGAUAGCAUGAUGAAAGAGGAAUCAUCGUGCCAGGAGAAGGUGAAUGAAAUGCUUCCCAGCAUCACACAGCUUAACAAAGAGACGGAGGAUCAAAAGAUCAAGUUGGAGCGAGUCAGGAAACAG
This is a messenger RNA of Nanorana parkeri, 2420 nucleotides long. RefSeq names its product coiled-coil domain containing 39 (gene CCDC39). Gene Ontology annotation, biological process: cilium-dependent cell motility; cilium movement; inner dynein arm assembly. The record is from RefSeq and is a predicted model, not a curated record. Lineage: Eukaryota; Metazoa; Chordata; Amphibia; Anura; Dicroglossidae. The transcript has 17 exons. Gene Ontology annotation, cellular component: axoneme. The annotation marks the transcript as partial.